Messenger RNA from Erigeron canadensis, 1412 nucleotides. RefSeq names its product omega-amidase, chloroplastic. Gene Ontology annotation, cellular component: mitochondrion. Gene Ontology annotation, molecular function: omega-amidase activity. Lineage: Eukaryota; Viridiplantae; Streptophyta; Magnoliopsida; Asterales; Asteraceae. Bases 54 to 1139 code for a protein of 361 amino acids. The record is from RefSeq and is a predicted model, not a curated record. Gene Ontology annotation, biological process: L-glutamine metabolic process; oxaloacetate metabolic process. The transcript is spliced from 10 exons.
GAGCGAGUGAAUUUCAAUUCACCCCGACCCAGUGAUAGACGGUAAGAAAUGAGAUGAGAAGUGGAUCAAUUUCCUCCUUCUUUUCCACCUCUUCUCUCUCUACUCUCCGAUCAUCAUCCGCCGUCGCUCGCUCCACACCUCUACCACCGCUACGCAACUUCAAAAUUCCAGUUAAUAAUAAUAUAAUCACUCGUGCCUCAUCAUCAGUAUCGAUUAUGGCGUCAUCACAUAGUCCUGAGAAAGCUAGGGUUCCGCCUGCCAUUGAUUUGCCCCUCCCUCCUAUCUCCAAGUUCAAGAUUGGAUUAUGUCAGUUGUCUGUGACAGCAGACAAGGAGAGAAAUAUUCGCCAUGCUCGUCUAGCAAUCGAGGAUGCAGCAGAAAAGGGCGCCAAACUUGUUCUUCUGCCUGAAAUAUGGAACAGUCCGUAUGCUAAUGAGAGCUUCCCUGUGUAUGCGGAGGACAUUGAUGCUGGGAAAGACUCAUCUCCUUCAACUGCAAUGUUGUCCGACGUUGCUCGUUCUUUGAAGAUCACGAUAGUUGGUGGGUCUAUACCGGAAAGAUGUGGGGACAAGCUGUACAAUACAUGUUGCGUUUUUGAUACUGAAGGAAAGCUGAAAGCGAAACACAGAAAGAUACACCUUUUUGAUAUCAAUAUUCCUGGAAAGAUUACAUUUGAGGAGUCAAAGACUCUGACUGCUGGAGAAACUCCUACUGUUGUGGAUACAGAUGUAGGACGCAUAGGCAUUGGUAUCUGCUAUGACAUCCGAUUUCAGGAAUUGGCCAUGCUAUAUGCAGCUAGAGGCGCUCACCUACUUUGUUAUCCUGGGGCCUUCAACAUGACUACUGGUCCACUGCAUUGGGAGUUACUACAAAGGGCAAGGGCGGCUGAUAAUCAGUUAUAUGUAGCAACUUGCUCUCCUGCUCGAGAAGCUGGAGCUGGGUAUGUGGCCUGGGGUCAUUCGACCCUUGUUGGACCAUUUGGAGAGGUAUUGGCUACUACAGAACACGAAGAGGCAACCAUCAUAUCUGAAAUUGAUUAUUCACAAUUAGAUCUUAGAAGGAUGAAUCUCCCACUACAGAAGCAACGCCGUGGUGACCUUUACAACUUGGUUGAUGUUCAAAGGUUAAAUUCUCAAUGAAUGCUUCAGGUAUCUUAUGGGCCAUAUCUGAUCAUCGGAGCUUUGAUCCAUGUAGCCUAUCUGAACAACUAGUGUGUUGUAACUGAUUACAUUCGUGUUGUUUUUUAUCUGUUAGCAAUUAAUUUCCCUCUGUUGACUUAGAUGUGGGCUCUUUGCAAAUGCUGGAUCCCCAAUAGCACAUUAAUGUGGGGGGAUUGUUUGCUAAAAUGGUUGGAUAUGAUUGUUCAAAUGGUUUCUGAGAAAAGAGUUCAAUGUCUAUUGAAAUUUUGUAUA